GAGUGAACAGGUGUCAGUAUUUAAUAUAGCCACAGUGAUAUUAAAUUUUGUGAUUCAAUUUUUCAUCUAGGGGUUUGCAAAAGUGAUUGGACGUCUGUGAGAAGAAAGUGGACUUGAUCAUGGACAAUUGUACGGACCAAUAUUCGUCAGUGAGAGAUGAUUCCACAUGAAGCACAUGAAUCUUUUCAUGACAAGAGUCCUGACAAUGGGCAAGACUAUAGUAAAAGUGGAGCAAAGUAAAAAAAAAUAGAAUAUCUUAACAAGUGAGUUUUACUUCGCACUUUAAAACAUCCUGAUUAAGACAAGUGGGUUAAAAAUCGGGAAAAGCUCCAAGACAAUGAAGUCUAACCAGGAGCGUUGUAAUGAGUGCCUUCCGCCAAAAAAGCGGGAGAUUUUAGCUCUGGAAGAGAAGCAGGUGCUGGUGUCAGCUGCUGUUAGUGACAGCCAAAGUGGAGAGAAUUUGGCUUGGCUAGCCAGCGUUGCUACCAUGGCUAGCAUGGCCCACAUCCCCAACAAUGCAGGCCCAUCACAGAGCAACAGUGCUGAGCCUGACAGCCCCCCACCAUCAAAUAAGGCUCUCACUGUGGUGACAGAAUAUCCUCUAACUACUACAUCUGCUGGCUUUUCAUUCUCUUCGAACAGCUCAACAUACAGGGGAGUAUUCUCUGGGCCUACCGUGCUAACAUCCAAUCCUGCGGUUUUCUCCACAAGCCUUCCCCAAACUAUAGGCUCCGUCCAAUACACACAACUUCCCCCCAAUCUCCAGCUCAUAGGGCCCUAUACAAGUUAUAUCUCUUCACAGAUUGUGCCGUCCACGACUAGUCCAACACAGCCACGGAGGACACCACAAGAGGUCUUGGCCACAACAGCUGUCAUAUCUCAAGCAUCCAGCCUUGAUUCACAGAAUCAUCAUGUGAUUUCUUCUAUACCAAAUGUUUCCCACACUCAAUGCAUCCAGGUAGAUAGUGCGCCUUUGGGUUUGACAGUUUCCUCCCCUUCUGCUCAACUGCCAAUUCAAAUCCAUCCACAUUCAGCAGUCCUUGCCCCUCAUGCCCUGGCCCUUACCCCCUCUCAAGUGGUUCUACAUUAUACAGAUGGCUUCAUUGCAAAGCAGCCAGGCUCCAAUCACAGAGAGAUGCAGAAUGGUACACUAGGGGAGAUUGCAGUGGUCAAGCACAGUACUGCCAAAGUAAUUUCUAGCCAGUCAGAAGGCGACCAGAGCCACAAGCAAAACCAUGACCUGGGCCUUCAGACCCAAGCUCAGGUUCUGCUCCCAGCAGACUACAGCACUCAUGACAGAACAGGACUGCAGACAUCGCUGAUGUUGGUGUCCAGUAGCCACCUUGCAGCAAACAACUCAGAGCUCCAAAGUAUUUUGGGUAAGGACCACUUAUCUUUGCACCUUCCUGAUAGAGGAGGGAUCUGCAUAGGCAAACCAAUGUCCAGAGUGUCUGCCCUUACUUCCUCAGACAGCCAAGUUUCUCCUGCCUCCACAAUCUCCCCGCACACACUCAUGCAGGCUCCUCACAACACUCCCCAACAAGAGCUCUCCACCAGCGUUUACUCUGCUACACAGGUCCCAAUUAUUGGCUACAUCACCAGUGCUUCUGGUGGACCCCAGCAAGCAGUAACUGGUUAUCAGAGCAACCUGCCACAGCACGUGGUGAUCUCAGGCAACACCUCCUUACUCAUUCCGGUGAGUGCCACAAACAUCAAUCCACUUACUGCUGAGCCAGAGCUCACCUGCUGUUCUGUAAUCCCCAGUAUAGCCAAUGCAUCAACAGCUCUGCCUCAGACGUUUAUUAAUACAUCCCCACCUGCAGCUUCAGUCCUACCCAAUGGUAAAGACAUCACAGUCUCUGACGGAGGUCAUGCGUCUCGUGUUGUGCCAAGUCCAACCCAAAUACAGCUGCCUGUUCUUUCAGCCAGUGUGGUUGGUUCUCCAGUUCCUGUAACACCUCCAACAUCCAUAAGCCCUCAGAGCUCACCAUCAUCACCAUCAGCGGUCCUACCACCAUUCUUCAUGAAGGGCUCUAUUAUUCAGUUGGCAGAUGGUGAACUAAAGCGUGUGGAGGAUCUGCGAACAGAGGACUUUGUGCAAAGUGCGGAGGUGAGUGGAGAACUGAAGAUUGACUCCAGCACUGUAGAGCACAUAGAGUGCAGCCGCACACCCAAUGCUGUCAUCAUACAGUUCUCAGUGGGAGAGAACAAAGCCCAGGUCUGUGUUGAGGUUCUGGUGGAAUACCCUUUCUUUGUGUUUGGUCAAGGUUGGUCAUCCUGCUGCCCUGACCGCACCACCCAGUUGCUAGCUCUAUCCUGUGCUAAACUGUCUGUGGGCGAUGUUUGUAUUUCCCUCACCCUUAAAAGCCUAAAUGAUAGCAUUCAAAAGAAAGAUAAUUUUUCAAACUCUGUGAUGAAACACAACAAUACUUUGAAAUCAGCCAAAAACAAUGGGCCAAGUGAGGAAAGACCAACCCAAAUGGAGGAUCUUAAGAAAGGACACAAAAUGACAUCAGGAGUGGAAAAUAGUUCAGGAACACUGGUUGAGACUUCCAACCAAAGAAAUUUGUUGACCCUCUUAGAGAAUGGGGACAUAAAUCCUCAGACACAAGUGAAUCUCCAGAACCAGGCAGAAAAAACCUACACAUUCAGUGCUGAGAGAGCAGUUAGCCGCAAGAGGAGAUGGUCCGCCCCAGAGAGGGGAGAAAUGUUGAGGUCGCAAGAGGACCCUCAGAUUUUACCCAAAUUUUCCUUCCUCCCACAUCACCUGAAGGUCAGCAUUGAGGGCCACUCCAGCACAGGUUGCUGAGAUGUUCAGAACUCCAUAGAGCAGUGGUGGGGAUUCAGUUUCUAACCAAGAUAUACAUUAAUUAGCUUUACUUAAUUUGAGAAAUCACAUGAACUAAAUAAAAUGUAUUUUUGCUUGGUGUACAAGAAAAUGCUUUUGCUUAAAUAACAGAGACUCAGAAUACUUUACCCGUCACUGCCAUGUACUCUAAGAGGGACAAGGAAGAGCAGAUUUCUUUUUGGUACUUUGUUGCUUUCCUAUCAAAUUCAUACCAAGGUUAUUGUAAUAUUAGAUGUGACCAUCUGUGAGCAUUUGAGUCAUGUCAUAUGUAACAUUAAUCCUUAGACUUUCUUUUAAAUCAGCUGGACAUGACAGUUUUGGGUUGUAUGUUGCAAGGUCCAACCACUUUUUUCUCAGCUUGCUGAG
Molecule: messenger RNA, 3214 nt
Organism: Carassius carassius (crucian carp)
Lineage: Eukaryota; Metazoa; Chordata; Actinopteri; Cypriniformes; Cyprinidae
Product: ataxin-1-like
Exons: 3
Coding region: 338-2809 (823 amino acids)
Biological process (GO): nervous system development; negative regulation of transcription by RNA polymerase II
Cellular component (GO): nucleus
Molecular function (GO): RNA binding; protein binding
Source: RefSeq, a predicted model, not a curated record